Molecule: messenger RNA, 3451 nt
Organism: Ailuropoda melanoleuca (giant panda)
Lineage: Eukaryota; Metazoa; Chordata; Mammalia; Carnivora; Ursidae
Gene: BET1L
Product: Bet1 golgi vesicular membrane trafficking protein like
Exons: 4
Coding region: 800-1135 (111 amino acids)
Source: RefSeq, a predicted model, not a curated record
AAUGGCCGCGGUGGCAGAGAGAAACAGACACCCCGUUUUGCUUAAAGAAAGGGGAGAGUCGGGGAGGGGUCAGGAUGCAGGCAAAGCCUGAUCGUGUGCAGCAACUUCCUAGGGGUGUGACCGAGACGGUGUGGCCUGGACUAAGCUUCCUCUUCUGAAAGGCAGAGAUGACAGACGUUCCCGUUUCACUGUGCUGUCGCGAGGACUCAACGACACGCAGCAAAUGCUCCAGUACGGCGGGUCGGGAUCCACUGUGCAACAAGCUUUUGCUGACCGUCUCCUUUGUGCCAGGCCCAUUCCCAGUGCCCGGUGCGACGGGCAGAAGCACUGGCUUCGACUGUCCCUGCUACCGCCACGCUCCCACCCCUCGUUCUGGCUUCAGAAUGCUUCACCCCUGCAUCUUCUGCAGCGCUCGCCCGUUCCAGGCACUGGUCUCCACCCUUGUCUCACAAGCAGUAACUGGGGCCUAGGUUCGCACCGUAGCCUGGCAGGGGCGAGCGCCAGUUGCGACCCCUUCCAGCCUCUCUCGCGGGAGGAAGGGGCUGGGAGCUCUCGGUCCUAGGACCUGACCCCGCCUUCGGCGCGAUUGGCCGGUAGAAGUGUCUGUCAAUGCCGUCAUUGGCAGGGAAAGCGCUAACGGCCCGCCCCCUCCCCGGUACGGACGCGGAACGGACCUCGGCCGGAAGUCGGCGGGCCCGAGCGGAAGCGGCGGGGCGGGAGGGUCCUCCCCGCGACUACGCCACGUCCGCGCAGCCUGUGGCCGCGCGGCUGACGGGGGCCGGGGCCCGGGGCCGGCGCGAUGGCGGACUGGGCUCGGGCUCAGAGCCCUGCCGCUGUGGAGGAGAUUCUAGACCGGGAGAAUAAGCGGAUGGCUGACAGCUUGGCUUCCAAGGUCACCAGGCUCAAAUCGCUGGCCCUGGACAUCGAUAGGGACGCUGAAGACCAGAACCGGUACCUGGACAGCAUGGACUCGGAUUUCACAAGCAUGACAGGCCUGCUCACAGGGAGCGUGAAGCGCUUUUCCACAAUGGCGAGGUCUGGGCGAGACAACCGGAAGCUUCUGUGUGGUAUGGCGGUGGGCCUGAUUGUGGCCUUCUUCAUCCUCUCCUAUCUCCUGUCAAGGGCAAGGACAUGAGCCACUAGGAGCUGACUUCUGUGGGUGCCUGGGGCAACCAGGGUCUUCCCCUGCCUGGUGUCCUGGGCUCCAGAGGACCUACUUACAAAAUACGCUUUUGAAAUGAUGAUCCUGGCCUAGGAAUUUUCUUCCUGUGUGACUGGAGUUCAUGGCUGCCUCGGACCGAGUGAGCUCAUGUUGGCUGGUCCCAUGUGUGUAAGGGUCUCUUUCCGCUGGGGAAACCAAGGCCCAGCCCCCUGUGCUACUCUGGGUGCCAGAGGCUCUGGCAGAGCCAGGUGUGAUCAGAGCCUGUGGGAAUCCUGGACAUGCUACUUGUGGCCAUCGGCGCUUCCCUUGUCCCUUGGGGCUUUGACGUCUCAAGGCUCUGCCCAAUCCGUGUCUCUGGGUAAGGCCACGUCUGAUACCUGAGGUGCCUGGAGCUGACACAGGAAGGGGGUUUGGCUAUGAACUUCGAGCACCACCUCCUCAGCUCAGAGGUGGCAGCCACUCUUGGCUAGGGCUGCUGAGCAUGGGCAGAUCAGCCUCGCCUGCCCUCUGCACCCUCGGGAAGGGCAGGGUAUUAUGGAUGAAGAAGGGGACAGCAACCUUGGCUGGAGGCACUGGGCCCUGAUCCUUUUGGAUCUCACAGUCUUGUAUCCAGGAGCAGAAACUCCCAUUUUCUCAGGAUUCAAGAUCUAGCCAACACCAAAGAUGAAUUUCCUGGUUACCAGACGUCUGGAAGCAGUUCCAACUGGCAUUUCAGUCAGGCAGAGUGUGUGUUGGGGGAGGGGGCACCUUCUGUGGGUCAAGACAGGAGGCUUCCCUACAAGGACUCUCUUCUUAGGACCCAUGGGUCACUUCUUGAGGGUCACCAGGCAGCUUCCCCUCCACCAUGUGAGGCCCUUCAACAGUCAGUAUCCCCUCACUAAGGGAACUCUUAGCCAUCCCCUCAUCCUCAGCCUCUGCAGACUACCCUCCAUGCCCGCCUCUCCCUGGGCUCUCACUGCUGACUUGGCCAGCCCCACGUUCACACAAAUGAAAGGACAGGCACUGCGCCAGCGGUUUCUCACCCCAUGGUGAGGUGUCGGCACCUUCAUUUGUGCAUAAAUACGCGUUAGAAAUGAUUCGUCAGCUCUGUGUCCUUCCCGCCUUGUUCCUGUCUUCUGCCAGCCCAGUUACUCCCCCUUACUCCAGAGGACUGUUGGCUCUGUCCCAUACUGCCUGCCGUGCAGGCCCCGGGUGUGACACACACACUGACCGCACAUCAGCUCCAGUCUCCGGCUCUGGACACUUCCUGUGAGCACUGCUUCUGCUCCCCGUUCUUACUUCUGCUCCUCCUCUUUCCCCUCUUCCUGUCCCUUGUCCAUCCGGCAGGCCUGGCCUCUCCUCACAUGGUCACCGUGGCACUCUUCUCUAUUGCGUUGUACCUGUUGGGCCGCUCAGGCUCCUGGAGGAGGGGGAAUCCCACCUUCCUACUUCUGAGUGCUCUGCUCUGGCUUGUUCCUGUCCCUCUAGAUGCUAGUUUCUCAUCCAGGGAGGUCAGAUUACCUGCCUCCCUGUCCAUAGGGCUUUGCUGUUUCCCCUGACUCCUUGACAUUCCUUCUUAGGCCCCCACGGUCCUGCCUCCCUCCCCAGUCCCCGCGCACAGCGGCUUUGAGUUAGCCAUCACACAUUAAGUCUUGCCACGGGGGCCCAUCCACGGGUCACCAAGCUUCCUAGACCUGUGUAGUGUCUCCGUCUGGUGGCACUGCAGAUGCACCCACACCCCGCAUCCCCCCGGGCCUGUGGUGCUGACCUCUCUUCCUGAGAUCUUGGCUCGGUUGCGCGAGCUCCACCACUACAGAUUCAAUGCAGGCUGGUUUAGAUUUUGUGUUUCUGGUAGUCUUGACAAGUGCUUACUGCUGUCGCCCUGAGACCGCAAGCCGCAGUGUCCUCCUGAAGCCCUCUUUUCUGCCUUCCUGCCUCCACUUCCACAGCUCUUUGUGGCCCUUCCAGCUCUUCUGGGGUCUGGAUUUUAGUUCCUUUCAGGUUUACCUUUUUGUUUCUCGUUCUCAUUGCAUUGGGACAGAUUCCAUGAUGGGGGCAUGGCAGCCCUGCUGCCGACCUAUCAGAGACUUGGCCUUCCUCCUCCCCCACCUCCCAGGGUGCUCAGCACCUACUCCUGUGUGUAAGUGCGGUUUGCUGACCUUGGUCCCUGAAACCACUAAAACAGAAAGGACCUGGGGGCCCAACGUGUGCCAAGGGAGGACACACUGCCAGGCUCUAUCCCACAAUUCAAGGACAAGGCGUUUAACAAUAAAAAUUUGGAAUAAACAGCUUCACGACAAAGUAAACACA